GGACACGCCCAACCUUAACCAUCCAGUAAACAAAAAGGUUCAAAGUUUAAGUGCUUUCCUCUGCCUAGCCUGCGCCUAGCAAAGCGAUGUCUCUCUCCACUUUAUGGAGGGCUACUAGUUCUUAUAUAAGAUCCUCACCACUCAGUUUGAGACAGUUGUUGCCAGCUACCAGAUGGCAGUCGACAGCUACAUCACACAGAUACACUCUUCCCGAGUCCCGUUUUGCACUUCAUAAGUUGGAGAGUGGUCCAUCUCUGGAGACAGAGCUGACCAGAGAUGACUGCCUUCACUUCUAUAGGGAGAUGAUUCUCAGUCGAGAGAUGGAACUGGUGGCUAGAGAUCUCUAUUCGCAGAAGAGUAUACGGGGAUUCCUGCAUGUCUAUGUUGGACAAGAGGCAUGCAACAUUGGUAUGGAGUCCGUCCUGACUAAAGAAGACCCAGUCAUCACUGCCUACAGAUGCCAUACAUGGACCCACACCAGGGGAGUGCCUGUCAAGAACAUUCUAGCAGAAUUAACAGGAAAGAGUAGUGGCUGCUCUAAGGGCAAAGGUGGCUCUAUGCAUAUGUACAGUGACAACUUCUAUGGUGGCAAUGGUAUAGUGGGAGCUCAGGUACCUCUGGGUGCUGGAAUAGCAUUUGCCCUCAAGUAUCAGAAAUCUGACAGGAUAUGUGUAGCCCUGUAUGGAGAUGGUGCAGCCAACCAGGGUCAAUUGUUUGAGGCUUACAACAUGGCCGCCUUGUGGAAACUCCCCUGUCUGUUUGUGUGCGAGAACAACCACUAUGGGAUGGGCACAGCUGCACACAGAGCAUCCGCCAGCACUGAAUUCCACACACGUGGAGAUUAUAUUCCAGGCAUUAAGGUUUAUGGAAUGGACAUCUUGGCUGUGCGAGAGGCGACUAAGUUCUGUGCUGAAUAUAUUCGAGCUGGAAAUGGACCACUUGUGAUGGAGUUGGACACGUAUCGUUACUAUGGCCACAGUAUGAGUGACCCUGGUAAAAGUUAUCGCACUACUCAAGAGGUAAAGGACAAGCGUAAGAAUGAGGAUGCAAUUGCCAACCUCGAGGAGUGUGCUAUUCAAGGUAACCUGAUCACUGAAGAAGAGAUGAAGGACAUUCGUACUGCCGUGUUGGCUGAAGUGACUGAGGCCAAAGAGUUUGCUCUGAGUGGCGAAGAGCUCCCUUCUUCUGAACUGUUCACAGACGUCCACACAGACCAGGAACAACAGGGACUGUACAUACGAGGCAGUGACAUGUUCGCUGGGAAUAGAGACAGCCAGUAGAACAUUGUGAUAGCAUCAGACUCUAUGUGUUAUUUAUAUUAUAGGCUACUUAGAUUAGUUGUGUGUCACAUGUCAUAAUUAUAGAGGUACAUGUAAAUCUACUGUACAUGUACAUUGUAUGUCAUUUUGAAACCACAGUUAUGAAACAGCUGACAUCAGCAUACAUAUCAAA
Messenger RNA from Halichondria panicea, 1452 nucleotides. Its product is annotated as pyruvate dehydrogenase E1 component subunit alpha, mitochondrial-like. Lineage: Eukaryota; Metazoa; Porifera; Demospongiae; Suberitida; Halichondriidae. Gene Ontology annotation, molecular function: pyruvate dehydrogenase (acetyl-transferring) activity. Gene Ontology annotation, biological process: pyruvate decarboxylation to acetyl-CoA. The record is from RefSeq and is a predicted model, not a curated record. Gene Ontology annotation, cellular component: intracellular membrane-bounded organelle. The coding region runs from base 87 to 1280 and encodes 397 amino acids. The transcript has 10 exons.